GAGCAGGCUGCGACGCCGGCGGUGGGCCAGAGCCGAGGCGGCGGUGCUGUGUAGCCCGGUUGUGUCUGGGCAGCCGCAGGCCGGAGCAUCUGGCCCAGCGUCGGCGGCUCCGGGGCGGGGGCGCCAGCGGCGAAGCCCCCUCCCCGGGGAGGCGGGGCCGAGCCGGCGCUGGGGAAUCAUGCAUCAGAAGCUGCUGAAGAGCGCACACUACAUCGAGCUGGGCAGCUACCAGUACUGGCCGGUCCUGGUGCCCCGGGGCAUCCGCCUCUACACCUACGAACAGAUCCCCGUGUCCCUCAAAGAUAACCCCUACAUCACCGACGGCUACCGGGCCUACCUGCCUUCCAGGCUGUGUAUCAAAAGUUUGUUUAUUUUAUCCAAUGAGACGGUAAACAUCUGGAGUCAUUUGCUGGGUUUCUUUCUCUUCUUCACCCUGGGAAUAUAUGACAUGACAUCCGUGCUGCCUUCAGCAAGUGCAUCCAGAGAAGAUUUUGUAAUUUGCUCCAUUUGUCUUUUCUGUUUCCAGGUCUGCAUGCUUUGUUCAGUGGGCUAUCAUCUUUUCUCCUGUCAUCGGUCAGAGAAAACCUGUCGAAGAUGGAUGGCGUUGGACUAUGCAGGGAUUUCUAUUGGAAUCCUGGGCUGCUAUGUCUCGGGAGUAUUUUAUGCAUUUUAUUGUAAUAAUUACUGGCGUCAAGUGUACUUGAUCACCGUGCUCGCAAUGAUCCUAGCAGUGUUCUUCGCACAGAUUCAUCCCAAUUACCUCACCCAGCAGUGGCAGAGACUCCGCCCUAUCAUCUUUUGUUCUGUUUCGGGUUAUGGAGUGAUCCCUACUCUUCACUGGGUUUGGCUCAAUGGAGGAAUCAGUGCUCCUAUUGUACAGGACUUUGCACCCCGAGUAAUUGUGAUGUAUGUGAUCGCUCUUCUUGCUUUCCUGUUCUACAUUUCCAAAGUUCCAGAACGGUACUUUCCAGGACAGCUAAACUACCUCGGAUCAAGCCACCAGAUCUGGCAUGUCCUCGCAGUAGUGAUGUUAUACUGGUGGCACCAGUCAACAGUGUAUGUCAUGCAGUACAGACACAGCAAGCCCUGCCCUGGCUAUGUUCCGCACCUGUAAAUUCAGGUAUGGCCACCUGGUGAACCCAGUCAUUAAGCAAUACAAAUUGGGGAAUUUUAGAUUCCAUUAUUUCUAAGGUCCCCUUUUUUCCUUUUGCUUGUUUAAUGAGUCAUAAUGCUCUAUAAAAAUGGAAAAAUGUAUGUGGAUCUAUAGUAAGAACUGUGUUUGACCCUUGCAACCAUGAUUUGCUGUCUGUACCAAUGGUGAAAAUUAAGAUGUGGUGAGACAUCAGUAUCCUGAGUAGUAGCAGUGGAUAUGAAAUUACUAUAAAAACGGGGUUCAUUUUUAUGUGUGACCAACUUCCUUUUCUUAGGAGUAGCUCCUGUCUGUUAAAAAUGGAGGUAUCCUGUAUGCUUACCCUAAUAGGAGACGUUUUGAUUAAGUGACCAAGUUUGUUACAACCUGUGCUACUCCAAACAAGCUACUCCAAGCUAAGUUAUUCCCUUAACUAGUUUCCCCUCCCUUUAGGAACAUUUGAUUUUUUUAAUUAAGUAAUUAAAUUAUUUAUCUUUAGUUUGCUAACAAAAUUUUAAUUCCUCCCUUGAGAAAGGUACUGAGAAAAGCAAAUGAACACGCAUUGUUCUUAAAAAGAGCAUUAGAUUGGAAACUAGGAACACAACUGAGCAACAUAGUCUGAUAGCCAGAUCAUUAGUUACCUAAUUUUAUCCAAAAUAUUAUUUAAUUCUAUAAUUGGAUUCUUGACAGUGAAUUUUGAUUCCAGUUUUCCCAAAGAACUUUUCAGUCUGACUCUAGCCCUAAGUUUCAUGAUGACGAGUUCAAAACUUAUGGGUGCUACUUUGAAGACCAUGAGAUCUGAGUGGCCCCGUCUUGACCUUGAAGUGAACCAUAAGCCUUAGAAGUCAUGCAGAUGUCCCAUUUGAUAGUGAGAUUAUUCAUUCACCGAUGCUCCAAGCCUGAUUAUACUUGUACUAACAUCUCAUUGACAACUUAAACAUGUAUAUAAAUACCAUGUACAAUCCAGAGCUGAAGCAUUAGUCCUCUUAAUAGUAGAUCUUAUAAUCAUAUAGCUUUUAUUCCUUGAUCUUUCUAAAUACAUAAAUUAAUCAUUCAUAAAAACUUCUGUUGUCCACUGAAAUAUAAAGUACGACCUAAGUUUCAAGCUGUUUUAAGUACUGGUGUAGUUUCAGGAAAGUGGAAUCAACUAAUACAUCACAAAGUUUUUCUUGACAUUGAUAUUUAUUUCCUAAAUGCACUUUCUCCAUCCAGUAUUAGGAAAAUUAAUAUGCUUCACUAUGCCUCUACAGACUGUUUCUUUUUAGUAUUGUGGUUUUGGAAUUCAAAGUUUCCCAUGAUGGAAUGUCAGAAAGAACUUUCUCCCAGUGGGCUCAGUGAAGGCCACCAUUUCAUAAGCAUUGCUGUGAUGGAAUGCUACUUUCAAAGUGGUUGUACGUUAUGUCACAAAUUCAAUUCAUAUGCUCAACUUUAGAUCACCUGGACAUAGUUUUCAAGAAAUACCCUUUAUUGGUACAUGUUGUUCUUGAAUACACAUUUUACCAUUUUGGCCAGAAUAAAUAUAUAUGCUAAGUUUUUAAGUUAAAAAUGAGGAAAAUCCAGUAAGUUUAGGUGUGGAGUCAUUUUUUAUUGUCAAAAAAAAUCCAAGUCUUUUAAGUUUAAUUUUUUUUCUUUUUUCAGACAGGGUCCUAGUCUGUAGCCCUGGUGGGUCUGGAACUUGCUAUGUAGACCAGGCUGGCCUUGUAUUCAUAGAGAGAGAUCCACUUGCCUCUCCCUUCCAAGUGCUGGGAUUAAAGGCAUGUGCUACCAUGUCCAGCCCUUUAAAUUUUACUUCCUUAAAAUGCCCAGUUUGUUUUUGCACGUGAACUCUGUAAUAACUGUGUAUGUAUAACACAAAAAAGAGCAAACUUUGAAUAGUUCUGAUUGUAGGGACAGUUAUUCUGUGUUCUCUGAAAACGUCCAGUAUUAUAAUUAAACUAUUGUCCUCAUCUUUUAUCUUUAUGCUGUAUUUAUUAUAAAGGAAUGAAUGACUGUGGGUCACUGUCAGCUAUAAAAACUUGUGUGCGUCAGCAUUUAUUGACCAUCUACUGUGUGCAUAACACUACUGAUAAAAAUUGUAAUUAUUCACAUUAAAGAAUAUUGACAACUGCUUAAAUCUGAGCUUUGUAAUAAUGUAUAUUCAUUUGUUUUAUCAGUUUAUUAAAAUAAAUCAGGUUGAAAAUUGUAUUUCCAGUUACAGUAUUUAAAAGAAAAAAAAGCCAAUCUCACUUUUACCUAUAUACAAACUAUAAAAGUACAUUUUAAAACUGUCUCUGGCUGUUUUAAAUUCUAACAAUUUAUAGAGAUGAAGUUAACUCAGUAAACAGUCAUCUUUCUCUAUAAAGCCAUUUUCAAACAGCAAGGCACUGCUCAUCUUUUUGUCUUAAACUGAGUGUAGUUUGGUAGCUGUAUGGCAAAGUGUGCGUAUGUAAAUAAACGGGGUUUACAAAA
Molecule: messenger RNA, 3577 nt
Organism: Mesocricetus auratus (golden hamster)
Lineage: Eukaryota; Metazoa; Chordata; Mammalia; Rodentia; Cricetidae
Gene: Paqr3
Product: progestin and adipoQ receptor family member 3
Exons: 6
Coding region: 179-1114 (311 amino acids)
Cellular component (GO): membrane
Molecular function (GO): signaling receptor activity
Source: RefSeq, a predicted model, not a curated record